Molecule: messenger RNA, 3327 nt
Organism: Scleropages formosus (Asian bonytongue)
Lineage: Eukaryota; Metazoa; Chordata; Actinopteri; Osteoglossiformes; Osteoglossidae
Product: deleted in malignant brain tumors 1 protein-like
Exons: 20
Coding region: 32-3307 (1091 amino acids)
Cellular component (GO): membrane
Source: RefSeq, a predicted model, not a curated record
ACUUUGCUCUGAGGACAGUUGGUUUGUGCUCAUGAAGAUGGAGAGCUGUCUGUUCAUCCUCAUGCUCUCAUCCCUGCUCCUGUCCACCACAGCCGACAGUGAUGUGAGGCUGGUGAACGGCAAAAGUCCGUGUGAGGGAAGAGUGGAGGUUCGUCAUCAAGGAGAGUGGGGAACUGUGUGUGGAGGUGGCUGGGAUAUAACGGAUGCCUCAGUGGUGUGUAGACAGAUCAUGUUCUGUGGAGAUGCUGUAGCAGCACCGCAAUACGGUCACUUUGGAGCAGGAACAGGAAAGAUCUGGUUGUCCUACGUGGACUGUGGAGGUUCAGAAUCUACACUGAAGGACUGCGGACACAGAGGAUGGGGUAGUGAUUAUGGCUGCGAACAUGUUCAUGACGCUGGAGUCAUCUGCUCAGGUUUAGCUGUACGCCUGGCAGGGGGACCUCACCUGUGUUCUGGGAGACUAGAAUUCCAUCAUAAAGAAUCAUGGAACACAGUGUGUGACCCCGACUUUGACCUCCAGGACGCAAAGGUUGUGUGUCGACAGCUGGGCUGUGGGACACCUGUACAGGUGCAGGGAGCAGCAGUUUUUGGUAAAGGGGACGACCAGGUGUGGAAGAACAAGAUUGAGUGCGGAGGUGAUGAACGUGACUUUGGUCAGUGUUUACGAUCAUCCACAAAGGAGACAAAGUGCACUCAUGACACUGAUGUGGGACUGGAGUGUUUUUGGUACACAAACUCCAGACUGGUGGAUGGCCCAGACUCCUGUUCUGGGAGGGUGGAGUUACAGUACCUCACUGAGUGGGGCACAAUGUGUGAUGCAUCCUGGGAUCUGAGAGCAGCCAAUGUCCUCUGUCAGCAGCUGGGCUGUGGGAGCGCUGUGGCAGUGCCAGGACAGGCCUGGUUUGGAAAGGGCAGUGGCCCCAUCUGGGCUGAUGUGUUUGAGUGUCAGGGGGAGGAGACACACCUGUCCCGGUGUGUCGUUUCUUCAUGGAACCGAGCUGUGUGCUCUCAUGGACACGAUGCAGGAGUCAUCUGUAAUGGAUCAUCUCUCUCAACCCUCAAUGGGACGGUCCGACUGUCUGGAGAAGGUGGCUGUGGGGGUCAGUUGGAGGUUCACUACCAGCACACCUGGAGCAGAGUUCUCCUGGACUCCUGGAGCUUCAAGGAGGCUUCUGUGGUCUGCAGACAGCUGGGCUGUGGUUCUGCACUGAGGAUCUACAGCUCCUCCCUGUCUGGGACAGGGGACACUGAUGUGUGUCUCACAGGGUAUCAGUGCUCUGGGACUGAGUCUCACCUGCUCAACUGCAGUGCUCCAGAUACAGUCAACUGCAGUUCCAGCCCAUAUGUGUCCAUAGUGUGUUCCAGUGAGUACAACAGGUCCCUGAGGCUGGUGGGUGAUGAGGGCGGCUGUGCAGGGAGGCUGGAGGUGUUCCACCAGGGCUCCUGGGGGACAGUGUGUGAUGACUCCUGGGACCUGAAUGAUGCUCAGGUGGUGUGCAGGCAGCUCCAGUGUGGGACGGCUCUCCGCUCUACCUAUUUUGGUCCAGGAAAUGGAUCUAUAUGGCUGGAUGAGGUUGGCUGUGUGGGGAACGAAUCAUCUCUGUGGGACUGUCCCUCUUCACAGUGGGGGAACCAUGACUGCGUUCACAAGGAGGAUGUUGGAGUUGAGUGUUCAGAGUACAAAGAUCUGAGACUGGCUGAACGUUGCUCCGGGCAGGUGGAGGUUUACUACAAUGGCACCUGGGGAAACGUGUGUUUCAGUCAAAUGGAGACCAAUACAGCAAGUCUAAUAUGUCAGCAGCUCAACUGUGGGAAGAGCGGGACUGUUUCUAAUACAGAAUCUCGACUGAAAGGAGCUCCAAACUGGCUGGAUAUUGUCAAAUGUCGCCCACAUGACUCCACACUGUGGCAGUGUCCAUCCUCUCCCUGGGGACAGAAUAAAUGUGAUGAUGGUGAAGUGGCCCUCAUUACCUGUGAACAAAAAAAUGUGGCUUUGAAAGGAACGGCAACUCAGUCGUCCCAAUAUGACUCUUAUGGUGCUGCUGGCAAUGCUAUUGAUGGAAACAGAAAUACAAAGUAUACAGAUGGGUCCUGCACUCACACCAAUCAGGACUCCAAACCAUGGUGGAGACUGGACCUGCAGGAUGUUUUCACUGUGACCUCAGUGACCAUCACCAACAGAGGGGACUGCUGCUCAGAGAGGAUCGAUGGUGCAGAGAUUCGUGUUGGAAACUCCCUGGAUGACAAUGGCAACCAGAAUCCCCUAUGUGCAGUGGUUCCCUCCAUUGCAGAAGGACAGUCCAGUUCCUUCCAGUGUAAUUGGACAAUGGGACGCUAUGUCAGUGUGGUCCUCCCAAAACCCGGCAUCCUGACUCUGUGUGAAGUUGAAGUUAAUGGACACGAUAGCAGUGGCUACCUGCCCCUGAGACUGCAGGGGGGCAACACGAUGUGCUCAGGGAGGGUGGAGCUGUGGUAUGAGGGCUCCUGGGGGACCAUCUGUGACGACUUAUGGGACAUAAAUGAUGCCCAGGACCACAGGACCUCCUGCUCUCACAAAGAGGAUGCUGGUGUCACUUGUGAAGAAAUUCCAGGAACAUCCACAACUAAAACCUCAGCAAGACCAGCACCACGCCAAACACCCUUGUCCAUCCCUCUUGUGGUGUUCCUGGUGCUGGGGGCUCUGCUCUUCCUACUGCUGGUGCUUCUGGCUGGACAGUUGUACCAGAACAGGGUUCUGAAGAGAGCCCUGUAUCAGGGGGGUCUCACCCCUCUGCAUGAGGCCAUUUAUGAAGAGAUAGAGUACAACUUGACCAGGGGAGAGACGUACAGAAACCCCAGAAAAGGAAGUGUCCUGUCUGAGGAUGUGCCCUCUGGGUAUGAAGAUGUGGAGGACAGUGAGGGAGACCCCUUCUCAGAUGAGAAGAAAGAAUACUAUGAUGAUGCUUUUCCUAUGGAAAAAAGUGCAGGUGGUCUGUCAGAGGAUCUGCGUACAGGAGACACAGCAGAGGACUAUGAUGAUGCUGUUACCACAGGACAGAGUCCAGGUUCAGCACUGAUGGGGACAGAAGACAUAGAGGAGGACUAUGAUGAUGCUGUGGGUGUAGAACAGAGUCCACAUGUGUUACCAGAAGAAAAAGCGUUGACCACUCUGCCCCCUGGUGAGGGACCCCCUGAUCCUGACCACACUGACUAUGAUGAUGUGGGAGACGGAGGAUCAUCUGCAGUUCUGGAAUCUCUGUGUGACUCGGAGUCCAGUCUGAGUCUGAAGGUCCUUCUGCCCAAAGCUUCAAACCAACAGGCUCAUUAAGAUCUGAUGCUUCUGAAGUA